AGCCUACGGUUGACGUUGUUGUUGUAAGUGGUGGAGAAAUUACUUUGUCGGUGGUGGUCCGGUUUGGGAUUUUACGCUCAGUUCCACCUAUGAAGAUGGUAAAAAGUUAAGAAGUGCCGGUCUUGGAACCGUGUGAGCCAUUCACAAGUUGAUACUUGCUGGAAAACUAAAUGGGACGAUGGAAAAAAAACAUCUGCGAGGCCGCUCAAGGUGUGGCUGGUAUAGGGAGUAGGACAAGGUAGAGGACUGGACCCCCUCACCCCGUCCCUUGCUGUCCUGUCAGGGAGAGCAGAGUCCGUGUUUGUUUUUUGUUUAUUGUUUUUUUGUUUUUUUUCUGUCCGGACACAACCCGCAAACUUGUGAAUUCAUGAUCACAUGACCGUGGAUAUGGACGCAGUCCUGUCCGACUUUGUCCGUUCCACUGGAGCUGAACCAGGAUUGGCCAGAGAUCUGCUAGAGGGCAAGAACUGGGAUAUCACUGCUGCCCUCAGUGACUUUGAGCAGCUACGACAGGUGCAUGCUGGGAACCUGACAUAUUCGUUCGAGGAUAGGAUGUAUCUGCCCCCUGAAAAGGAAAUGGCCAGGGUAGCGCGGCCGAUACUCCACCGCCAAGAUGAGGUGGUGCAAGCAGCAACAGAAAAGCGUCUGUCGAGGGGAAUUUCCCAUGCCAGUUCAACCAUUGUGUCCUUGGCCCGCUCUCACGUCUCAAGCACUGGAGGUACCAGUAGUGAGCCACUUCUGGACACGCCCUUGUGCACUUUCCAACUACCAGACCUCACCGUAUACCGGGAUGACUUCCGUGGCUUCAUCGAAAGGGACCUUAUUGAGCAGUCGAUGAUGGUAGCCUUGGAGCAUGCUGGGCGACUGAACUGGUGGACAAAAGUCGUUUCAAACUGUCAGAGUCUGCUGCCUCUGGCAACAAGCGGAGAUGGAAAUUGUCUGUUACAUGCAGCCUCGCUUGGUAUGUGGGGUUUUCAUGACCGGGACCUGAUGCUACGAAAGUCUCUGUAUGCGCUGAUGGAUCAUGGAUUGGAGAGAGAAGCACUGAAGCGCAGGUGGAGGUGGCAGCAGACCCAGCAGAACAAAGAGUCUGGUCUGGUGUACACGGAGGAGGAGUGGCAGAAAGAGUGGAAUGAACUGUUGAAGCUAGCCUCCAGUGAGCCGAGAAUACACUACAGCACCAACGGCACCAACGGGGCGGAGUCCUCUGAUGAACCAGUUUAUGAGAGUUUAGAGGAGUUUCACGUCUUUGUCUUGGCUCACGUCCUCAGAAGGCCCAUAGUUGUCGUGGCUGACACUAUGCUGAGAGACUCUGGAGGAGAGGCCUUUGCUCCCAUCCCGUUUGGAGGCAUCUACCUACCACUGGAAGUGCCAGCUGCCAAGUGCCAUCGCUCGCCCCUGGUCCUGGCAUACGACCAGGCGCACUUUUCUGCCCUGGUCUCCAUGGAGCAGAAGGACAGCUCCAAAGAGCAAGCAGUUGUGAUCCCUCUCACUGACUCGGAGCACAAAAUGUUGCCUCUACACUUUGCUGUGGACCCUGGAAAAGACUGGGAGUGGGGCAAGGAUGACACAGACAACGUGAUGCUGGCAAGUGUGGCUCUCUCUUUGGAGGCCAAGCUCCAGAUGUUACACAGCUACAUGACGGUCGCCUGGCUGCCCCUGCCCUGUGAGCAAGCCCCUCUGGCACAGCCCGAGUCUCCCACAGCAUCAGCCGGAGAGGAUGCACGCACUCCUCCUGACUCAGGAGAGUCAGACAAGGAGUCAGUCAGCAGCAGCUCCAAUGGCAAUGGAGACACAACCACAGGAUCAGCGGUUAAUGGAGGUGGGUCCCUGGCCAAGAACAGCACCUCUUCCUCAUCUAGUUCCUCCAGCAGUGGAUCGGCGGGGGCGGGAGCAGGGAAGGACAAAACCAAGAAGGAGAAGGACAAAGAUAAAGACAAGAAGAGGGCAGACUCUGUGGCCAAUAAGCUGGGCAGUUUUGGCAAAAGCCUGGGCAGCAAGCUGAAGAAAAACGUGGGUGGACUGAUGACAGGAAAGAACGCUGGAGCUGGAGGUGUCAAGCAGGAGGGUGGGGAGAAGAAGAAGGGCUCGUUUAGGGGGAGGAAGGGCAGCAAGGAUGGCUCGCCUUCAGCCCACACCUCAGAGGAUUCUGGGAAAGGCUCCCCCUCCUCAGGUAGUGAGCGUCUCAACGGAACAGGGAGCAGUAUGAGCAGCAGUGGUGGGAGCAGUACUGAGAGUGAUACCUACAAGUACAGCGCUGAUGUCAAAGUCAGUCUGGGUAUCUUGCGCGGCGCCAUGCAAGGUGAGAGGAAAUUCAUCUUUGCCAGCCUUCUCACUACCAGCAACCGGCAGCCCUUCCAGGAGGAGAUGAUCCAGCGCUACCUCACGGAUGCGGAGGAGCGCUUUCGUGCUGAGCAAGAACAACAGCGCCGUGAUGCAGAGAGGAAGGGUGUCACCAACGGCAUCCAGCUACCUAAGAAGGAGGCAGUUGGUGGUACAGAGCUAACCUACCGGCCUUACGAGGCCAAAGAGGAACUGUCAGAGAACUCCUCAACUUCCUUCACCCAACUCAAACCCUCUCCUUUGAGCCCCUCUAUGUACUCUGGUGUUGUGCCCAUCCCCAGGCCCUCCUUCAUAGACCAGCCUCCUGCUGCAGUACCCCUCACCCAGCACCUUCAUAUGCAUGGCUACAUGGACACUCGGCGCCAGCUAGCUGGCGGUUCCCCAGCAACCUCCUACCCCGGCCUCCCCUCUUACGCCACCCUUCCCCGGCACUGCCCCACAACACAGGGUCCCUCCCAUCCCCAGUACAAUAACUCACAAGGCCCCGCCUCCCUGAGUCCCUCUCGCCUUGCACCCUCAUAUCCCCCUGAAUUCGACCCACCAGACUACCCUGGGUCUGAAACCGCUGGUGGGAGUUACACAAACGGCUUCCGGGACAUGCGCUCCAACUUAGACUCUCGGAGUGGGCAACCCCCAGUCAGACACUACUCACUUGGCAGCGCCGGUGGUUUGGCCAGCCUGCAGUCCAGCCGCUGUCGGACACCCAGCUGCACCUACUACGGACACCCCGAAACGGGCAACUACUGCUCCUACUGCUACCGGGAAGAGCUGAAAAAGAGGGAGACAGAACCAGCCAUCCACAGGUUCUGAAUGGACCUUUCUAUGGCUUGAAUUUGAUGAGUGGCCUUUUUCAGUUAAAAAAAAAUAACGGCUGGGGCGGAUCAGCCUCUGAAUGGACAAGAGAAAGGCACAACCAGCUCCCUCCCUUUUUUGUCACUUCCUGUUGGAAUAGACCUCAGAAAGUGUCAGAGUCAACAUGACUACAGAAUAAACAGGGUGGUUUCUGACUGCUGGGGUCACAUGUUAGACCAUAGAAUAAACUAACUGCACUUCUGUUACAUUUUUGCUGUGGCUCUUAUGCAGGCGUUAUGUAUGUGUGUACGUGUGUGUGUGUGUGUGUGUGUGUGUGUGUGUGUGUGUGUGCGCGCGUGCGUGCGUGUGCGCGUGUGCAUGCGUGUUGUGUGCGUGGAAGCUGCAGGCUCUCCUCCUUUAUCAGAGUUUAACGCCUUGCUACUGUCUCCUCCUAGUGGAGAGAAUGUAUAUGGCAGGCACCAUACUUAACACUCAUCAACACACAUACAGUACAUGCACACAUUUACACUAAGUCAGACUCACACUACUUCAUACACAGUGAUGCAAGCACAAACUGAAAAGGCACGAGUGUCUCCGCUCCAUUUGUGGUCUGUGAUAAUGUUUGGAUUGAUUAAUUAAGGGAUGUUUGAGCAUUUUGAAGUCACAUCCGGUUUGGGUGAUUUCAGUGUUAUACAGAUUUUACACUACUGUUACUAGAUCCUUGCGUCAUAUGUACCUCGGGAAACAGCAGAAUUAAUCCUUGUCGAAUUGCUUUUUCGUCGGUCACAUUUGCAUAAUGCAAAUUGAAACUACCAAGCAAUGCUAAUGAUUAAGCAUUCUGUGGGCUGCUGUGGUGCUAAUGUUCCAGAAUGCAAACACAUAAAUGUCCACGCAUUGAAGAAAAACUGCUCUGGACUGUUACAAGUAUCUUGUUGGCAAAGCAAAUAUCACCUAAAAACAAAAUCACUUUUGUCCAAUUCAUAUAUCUAUAAAUCGGAUGAUGAAAAUGUCAACCUCUUUUGAAGAUUAAAAUGCAUUUGGUCACAUUAUUGACCGGGCGGUGUAGAACAAAGACGACAUAGCAAAAUAGCACUCGGUAAGAUACUGAUCCAGAGCCUGAUCAAGAGUAUUUCAUGUUUGUUGGAAUGUUUCUCUUUCUUAGUCUGGUCUUCCUCUUUCUGUAAUAAUGGUUGGCAUUGAGGCAUUUGAUUAUUGUGGCCAACCCAGGCAUGCAAUACUACACACUACAAAGUCAAAAUGUUACAUCCAGCACAUCAGAGUUUGGAGACACCAGUCACUUGUGUAACAUGCUGUUAAGUUAAACUGUUAAAGUUGCUGAACACAUUGGUUUUCAGACAAGUAAAGCAAAUGAACUGAUUUGUUAUUAAACAUGUGACAUAAACUGGAGCAGUGAGGAUGUCUGCAGUUGUGACAGUUGUCUCCAAUUUCUGUUUGCAUGAUGCAAAGGGACACAUGCACUUCUGUUGGAUGUUGAUAACAUUGUAUUGACAAAUUAAGGUAAUAGGUUGUGAUUCUGAAACUCACUGUUUUGAAAUGACAAACCCUCUGCGCACUGAUGGUUGAGAAAUGUGAAACAUGUUGCAUACAAUCUCACGAUCACACAAAAGGUUAACUUCAAUGUCAUACAUCCAUGGUGUCCUUGCUAAUAAGACAUCUUAAAGCUUAUUGGUUUGGUCGCUCACUGCAAGUUCUGAAGUUCUACUGAAGGCGGUUUCUUAAUUUAUGGCAUUCGUCCCGCCAAAUCCAGUUGCGUUAUCUCUUUUUGCACAAAUUCAAGCACUUUCCUGAUGUCCGUAGUUACAAAACUUUUUACUGUUUUUGAAGUGGCCUGACUGUUGUCCUUUGUUCAUCUCUGCAGACACUGCCACCUCUGUUCAUGGGAAAGCAGGGGCACAGGUCAGAAGGGUUUCUCUAAAGGAUUCAGUUACUGUCGAGCUACAGCAUUUUGGUGCCAGCGUCACCAUCUAACUCAGUUUCCUAGUUGCCUUUUUCAGCAUUUGUCCUCGUGGCAUCACAAUCCUGUUUGUAUGUUGUGCAAGUCGAACAUCAAGUAUCCACUGCUUGCUUCAUCGCUUGCGGUUUCUACUACUACUGCCCCAAGAUGUAACAAAUUCUUCAUUUUUGAAAAAUUAUGUUGAAGCUAUUAAGAUAAUGCCAUUGUUCUUUUCAGUUAGGCAUAUCAACUAGUUGAUACAGACGGAUGUUCUGUUUGAGUCUUCCUUAUUAUCAUUUCAAAUUCAAAGCUGUUUUAGUUCUACUAAUGUCAAAAUGACUACUUAAAUACUUUAAUUUGUUAUUAUUUCCCCUAUGAGAAGCCAUGGUGAGGAAUUUCUUUUGAGGUAGCGCGACUCUAGCUGCUCUACUCUUGUUGAUUGAACCUAUUCUUUGGAAUUAAGUCUAGAAAAGCACAAUUUAGUAUGCAAUUCACUGCCUUGCCCAGUUGAGGGCACUCUUGUUUUGUUUUUUCUUUUUAAGUCAGUGUUUGGAGCUUACCUUGGGUGACCUAUACUCGAACUACAAAUAAAAAUAACCAAAAUAUUGGGGAAUAAUUUUCAGUAGAGCUAAUUUAAAAGUAUAAUACACUAUUUUCUACACUGCAAAAGCUGGUCAAGGAAGAAGGGAGUCUUUUUGCUGUGUAUUUAAAGUAACACUAGAGUUUUAAUGACAAUAAAACACUUACAUGACGCUAUUUCCCCAAAAAAGCAUUUUCAUUUGCUGUGUUAAUGUGUGUUGACAAGUGUUCAUGCACUAGCAUUUUAAUUCAGACAAAACCCAUGAAGUGUUCCCUUACCGUGGGAAGGUGAUGCUUGUUUUGUUGAAUAAUGUGUAUGUGUGAAUACUCUUUCCCUGCCCUCCAAAGUAAUAAUUAGCCUACAAAAACUUUUUUUUUUUUUUUUUUUUUAUUAUUUUAUGUUUGAAACAGAUGCCUCAGAGACAUGUAAAACAUCAAACGUUACCGGCUACAAACACGUUUUUGUAUUUAAAUAAAAAAAACAAUGAGAGGUUGUAUAAAUAUGUUUCAAGUUAUUUUUGUAAGCCCGAAGUUUUACAGUGUUUUUAAAUGGGUAAGAAUGUAUAUUGUUGGAUAUUAAAAGAGGUAUGGAUGAUAAAUGUGUAAGAGCCCGGAUUGGGGUAGAAUUUGGUGUUUACCAGAAAGUGACAUUUUGGCUGUCGAAGGUAACUCCCAGACGGGCCUCUUGAUACUCAAGGCUCGCUCAUUGCAAACUGAUUUCCUCAAUGCUGACCUACCAUUUGAGAAUAUAUAUUUAUAGUGAGAUUUUUUUAAUAGGUUUCCUUGUGGAAUGUUUAGUUGCAACAUUUUAGGAUGUUCUUUCUCACAUGGCUAAUUGUCUAGCAGUCCGGCUUUUAUUUGUUUGUCGCUUAUUUUGAUUUGUACAUUUUUGUUUACUUUUUUCUACAACCACCAAUCCGUGCUAUGCUAAAACAUGACAGUUAAUGUUCUUGUUGACCCAGCUCGUUUCCUCCAAACCAGAUGAGAAAUGGCUCAGAAUUAGUUUUGCGACACAGCUGACCCGAUAUAUUUUUAUAUAUUGUACAACACUGUAAUUUCUCUGUGGACAGAAUAUUCAUCAUCAGUGACAUUAACAUGGAAUACUUCGAGUUGCAUGGGACUGGAACUGUUGCAUGUAAAUGGCAAUCCAUUUUACCAAAUUUGUGCAUUAUUUUAACUUGAUUUCAUUUGUCCUGGUAUUUUGAUCUGUUUUUAUUUUUUAUUGUUUUAAUGUUUUGCUUUUGUUUUUUUCGAGAGGAGAGCCCUAAGGCUGUGUGACAGUGCAAUCUGGAUAGAAAGAACAUCAGAUUUUAUGUUAGGUUGUUAUUAUUAUUAUUAUUAUUAUAAUUAUUAAUUUUUUUUGCACCGUUUGAAUAAAUUCUCAUUGUAUUUCAAGAA
Molecule: messenger RNA, 7066 nt
Organism: Dicentrarchus labrax (European seabass)
Lineage: Eukaryota; Metazoa; Chordata; Actinopteri; Moronidae
Gene: otud7b
Product: OTU deubiquitinase 7B
Exons: 12
Coding region: 376-3153 (925 amino acids)
Biological process (GO): protein deubiquitination involved in ubiquitin-dependent protein catabolic process; protein K63-linked deubiquitination; protein K48-linked deubiquitination
Cellular component (GO): cytoplasm; nucleus
Molecular function (GO): DNA binding; K63-linked polyubiquitin modification-dependent protein binding; cysteine-type deubiquitinase activity
Source: RefSeq, a predicted model, not a curated record